Chlorocebus sabaeus (green monkey) is the source of this 3008-nucleotide messenger RNA. The record is from RefSeq and is a predicted model, not a curated record. Lineage: Eukaryota; Metazoa; Chordata; Mammalia; Primates; Cercopithecidae.
CUAUCGGCUAGGGAACAAGGAGGGCGGGGCAGGUGGGUGAGGGAAUGCAGCUGGGAACAGAGAAAAAGAAGGGCAGGAGGAGGUGGCUGGCUCUGGAAUCCCUCCGGGACUGUCUUCUACCCUGCAGCUCCCUGCCCUCACCUCCUUUCCCCUGCCAGGUACCCAUGGAUUUCCAUGCUGCAGCAAAGGGUCAGUGGAGGUUGCAGAGAUGCGGUGAGAACCAUCCCCGAACAUCACAGGCCUCCCCCGAGCCCUCCGGGACCUCCAGCCUCGCCCCUGACACCACCAAUCCCCCAACCUAGGAUCUCCCUCCCUUCUGCCAUUUUCAAAACCUCCUCGGCGCCAGUGUCCAGGCCAAAAGACUGGGGAGGGUGUGGGGUAUCUACCCUCCCACUUCUGUUUAUGCCCUCAGCCCCUGGCAGAGGAAGACUGAGGGGUAGUGAGGCACACCCAGGGACAGAAUAGGACCUGACCCCUCAGAGCUGCCUGGCUUGCUGAGGACAGAGCUGCUCAAGGCGGGGGUGGGCAGGCACUUGAAGAAAGAGUGGGCAGGUGGGUGGGAGGACAUUGCUCUGGGGCUCCCCUGCUGGGGACUAGUGUUCUGGGCACUAAUUCGCGAAGUGAGUUGUCCCAGCUCACCUGCAAUGCUUGAUAAAAAUGAGAUUCCUGGGCCUCACCUCCAACUAACUGGAUUCCUCUUUUGUGGGGUGGGGGGGGCAUGAGUUGGCAAGGAGUUUCCUAAACUCACUAAAGUUUCAGAAUACAACUCCAGACUUCCUGGUGGCAGUAGAGUGGGACAGCCAGGGGAGUGGGACAGCCAGGGGAGUGGGACAGCCAGGGGAGUGGAUGAGCUGGUGGCAGGGUGGUCGGGGGGAGGUGCAUCUUGCCAGCCUCUGUUACAAGGCAGAGGGCUUUGAGGGCCCCAGAAACCCCCUUCCCGCUGAAGCCACCACCCACCCCACAGAUCCCCAUCACCCACUCUGUCUCUUUCUGUCUUAGAGAUGACUUAAGUCAACACCAGAUACAAGAGGAACAGGAGGUAAAAAGGGGAUGUCCUCUUAUGGGGAGGUGGUAGGCAAGUGGCAGGGCUCUUCCCUAAGUCUCCAUCAGCCCCUACCCUUGACAAUCCUGGGACCUUAGUACCAGGCCAGUGUGGGUACACUCACACACACACCCCCUCACCAGGCAGGUCUCUGAGAGGAGGCAGGCAUGGGGUUGGGGGGCGGGGGGAAGAGAGCAGGACCUGGGGCAGGGGUGGGGCAGGGACUCGGUGCCAGGGAGGGCCUCAGGGGCAGGACCUCCCGCUCCUGCCUCCUCAGCUUUGAGUUGAAACAUUUCAGCUGGAGGCAGACAUGCUAGAGCAGAAGCCCCAGCUCAAAGUGGACCUGGCCCCAGACCCAGACCCAGAACUGGAGAUCGGACAGGUGCCGGCUUUACUGGAGUCAGAGCUGUACCCAGCCCUCAAGCUUGAAACUGAGCUGGACACAAAAGCCAGCUGGAACGAGGAGUCUGACCUCGAAGAGCCCCUGCAGCUGGUGUGCCAGAUAGAGUCCGUCCACUCCAACAUGGCGCCGCCCACACCGCAGACCUUCAGACCAUGGAGUCUGAAUUCAAACUACAGGAGUUUCACGGAGGAGAACCAUGUGUCCACCUGCCGUCACUCCAUCAGUGCACAGACCUCCAAGCACCUCUUCUGGGCAAACAAGCUCAUCCAGGCCUCAGAGCACAGCCUGCAGCGAGCCAUCAACAUGCAGCUCAACAAUGGCAGUGCAGGCCAGCCCAUCAGUUCCCGGCUCCGGGAGGCCAUCCCCACUGACGCCCUGUGCUCCAAGGAGCAGCUCCAGAGCCCCGAUGCCCGCCCAGCUCCUCCGGCCACAAGCUUCCAGGAGCCAAGCCCCCUCCUGUCCUCAGAUCUCCCGCCACCCAUUGGCCUGGCAGAGCUAAUCACCUUUGCAUCUUCCCUGGCCAUGGCCUCCUCCAGCAGGAUGGACAUGCCCAGUUUGGAACACAUGAUGAAAGCUCCACCUCAGGAGGCUCUGGAGCCUUCCACAGAGCCCCUCCUGAUCACUGCGGAGGAGCAAAAGCCAGAAAAGCACGCAGAGGCCCUACCAGAGAAACCACAUGAAGCCAGGGCACCACUGAAAUCUUGGAGUCAGGAAGACAAGAACUUCACUCAAUCUUACUUUGACUUCAGCAAGCCAGGGAUCAAGAGGGCCACCAUCGAAGGGCAAAUGCAGCUUCUCCAGCCACCAGCCACGUCCCCUGUGCUGCAGGGAGGCAAGGAAGAGUGAGUGAGGCCAGCCCCACAGCUCCCAUAGAGGGGCUGUGCUAGAACACAGGGGGGUCCUCACACAGCCGGCUAGGGGUGGGGAACACUGGAAUGAGGACCUGGGAGCAGGAUGCGGUGGGCUGUGACGCCUCCACCUCAGUGACCUCAUAAAGGCUGUUGGAACAAAGUUCCAGUGGACUGAGGUGCAGAGCCAAGGCAAGGGCUGGAGGAAGCCUGGGGACCAAGGAGGGUGGGCACAGGGGCCUGGGUUCAAACUGGGAAGGACCACGCCGGCAUUAGGUGGCUUCCCACCCUGGGGGUUGGGCCUCACCAAGGUCGGAAAUGCUCAGGCUGGGAUCUGCCCUGUUGAGAACAGGUUGGCCCCAACCCUGAAGUCCAGGACACUUUUCUUGAGGGGAGAAUGAGGAUGCAGAGCACUGCAGUACACCUUGCUUUCUGGUGGUGAAUGGAUACACAAUGUAACCUUAGCUGCCCAGACACAGGCAGCAGCAGAAGACCCCUUACCCCCAGUGACCUCUUCAGAGGGGCCUCUGGGCUCAACCCUCUCCUUCGACCACCCUCUGGGGCCCAAGUGACACUCUCUCUUUUGUGUUGCAGCUCAGUGCCGCCAGGAAAAGAGAAACAGAAUCCAUUAUUGGUGAAAAUCCAUUUUAAGCUGUCAGCCCCCACAACCCCAGAGAAAUGACUAGACAGAACCAAUAAAGCCUCCAGUGCUGGC